AUGUCGGACAUAUUCCGACCACUUUUUAGGUCCGUGGAGGACAAGGUUGCGAACAGACGUGAACAAUUGCGCAAGGCCCAGAGGACCUUUCGCGAACGACGAGACCAAUACCUUCGGGUUUUGGAAAAGUCCGUUAGGCGCUUACAAGCCAACGAAGCGAGGCUGCAGGCUGAAGUCGACCGACUCGAGCGAGAUCUGGCGGCGGCCAACAGCAAACUUGCACAAUGCGAGGCCGAGUUGCACAAGUCGGCUUCCUUGACUCAUACUGAACACGCCUAUGCGAAUAGAGGCGGCUAUGCGACCGGACUCGGAGGAUUCAACUUCGCAUCUGAGAUGGGCAACUCAGCUCGGCCGGCUUACCUCUCGUCGCCCAAUGGCUGGAUGGAGAGCGGAGCGGGUGCGUCUGUCAGCAGCAGCUCCUCGAGCACUCUGGUCUGGAUCGAGACGGAGAAUGGCCAGCCUGUCCAGAUGCAUGUCCAGCAGAAGCAAGAAUUUGGCUUCCUGCCGCCCAGUGCUGGAAAAAAUUCAGCCUCUCUGGGCCGAGAUAGAAGCGCAACGACAGUCCUUGUGGCCCACCUCGACGCUGUGGUUGUUGCCAUGGAGUUUGUGCUCAACGUCGGCGGCACUUCUGUGCUGUUAUCCGUCUCCAUCAUCUUCAUCGCCAGCCUCGUCAUCCUUUUUAUCACCGCCCAAAUCGACGUCGUAUACAAACAUCAACAAAUACGCCUCACCACUCUCACCCCCAAAUUCGACUCCCUCUCCUUCCUCCUCUACCGCUCUUACGUGGCCCGCCCCAAAAGCGACCCUCGAGCGACUGCUUAA
This is a messenger RNA of Fonsecaea monophora, 822 nucleotides long. RefSeq lists its product as hypothetical. Gene Ontology annotation, cellular component: RNA polymerase II transcription regulator complex. Bases 1 to 822 code for a protein of 273 amino acids. Gene Ontology annotation, molecular function: transcription cis-regulatory region binding; DNA-binding transcription activator activity, RNA polymerase II-specific. The record is from RefSeq and is a predicted model, not a curated record. The transcript has 4 exons. NCBI's taxonomy places the organism in Eukaryota, Fungi, Ascomycota, Eurotiomycetes, Chaetothyriales, Herpotrichiellaceae.